AUGGGCUCCUACAUCCUUUGCGACCGCCCAGCCUCCGCCGUGGAGGCUUUCAGCUACUUCUCCAGCAGCCAGCACCCCCCGUCCCUCCGUCCCUCCGUCCACUGCUACGGCACGCUGAUCAAGGCCUACGGGCAGCUCGGGCAGCUGGAGGCGGCGUUCGAGACGCUCAACGGUAUGGUGAAGGGUGGGCCCGCCCCCUCGAUCCGCGUCAUCAACGCCCUUCUGCAGGCGUGCGUGCGAGCUGGGAACCUGACGGCAGCUCAGACGCUCUUCUCGUCGCUGCGGGGGGCCGGGCUGUGCAUCUCGCUGCAGCCGACGGGAGUCUCUUUCAAUAUCAUGGUGAACGCGUACGCGAGGAGGAGGAAGGUGGAAAAGGCCUUCAAGAUGCUGCUGGAGAUGCGCCGAGCUGGCUGCAAGCCCGACCAGAUCACGUACACGACCCUUGUCAAGGCGUGUGUGGCUGCUGGGCAGUUUGACAGGGCGGAGAGGCUGCUGGGGGAGAUGGAAGAGCUGGGGAUCCCGCCCAACGCCUACUCGUACAACUGCAUCCUGUACGGGCUGGCGCAGAAGUUGCAGUGGGGGAAGGCGACGAGGCUCCUGCAGAGGAUGGAGGAGGACGGGGUGGAGGCGAACCUCUUGUCCUACUCCUACUGCAUUCUGGCGUGCGUGAGGGCGAGGCGAAUGAAGGAGGCGAGCGCGCUGUUCGAGGAGAUGCGCAGGAAGGGGAUCGUUCCGAACCUGUUCGUGAUGAACACGAUGAUGUCAGGGUACGCGGCCAAGGGGAUGGUGGACGAGGCGCAGGGGAUCAUGAAGCUGCUGCAGGACAUGAGGAUCAAGGCUAACGCCAUGACCUUCUCCUCGCUGAUCGAGGCCUUCAUCAACGCCGGGUACGCGGACAAGGCGGUGGAAGUGAAGAGGAAGAUGGAAGAGCUCGGGGUGGAGGUCGACAUGGUGGUCAGCACGCAGAUGCUCAAGGCGUACACGAGCAUGGGGAAGGUGGAGGAGGCGAUCGAGAAGCUGGAGGAGAUCGUGAAAGAGGCGUCUUCCCCUGUGUCCUCCAGGACCUUCGACUCGGUCCUUUUCCAGUGCUCCAAGAGGGGCAGCAAGGAGGAGGCGCUGAGGGUACUGGGCCUAAUGCUCAGGAGCAGGGUAACACCGAGCAGGACGACCUGCCAGCUGCUUUCGCGCAUGGAGAAGCUACAGGGGUCGAUCCUCACCCAGUACCUCCUCGACGUCAUCAGCCUCCUCCGAUCCCACAGCGUCCGCCCCCCCGGCCCACUCUACCUGGCCGUCCUCCGAGCCUCCCUUGAUGCCGGGGAGACGGAGCUUGCGACGAUGGUAGUGGAGGAGAGGAUCCUGGGGAAGUUUUCCGUGUCGAAGCAGGAUGAGGAGGAAGCGGAGAAGCUCGAGAUGAGGAUGAUGAACCUGCUGCAGGCUUCCAAGGGAAACUGGUACGAUCGCCCGGGCGUCGGGAAGAGGAUGGGGCGGCUGGGAAGCUACUUCAGCGGCAAGAUGGAGGGGCAGUGGGGAGGAAGAACGAGUUCUUUGUCCUCAUCCCCCGCGAGGAGCAGGGGGUAUGAGGAGGAGUGGGAGUACUUCAACGAUCAAGCUUACUCGCGGGGAGGGACGGGGGUAGGAGCAGAGAGUUCAGGGACUUACGAUGAUUGGAUGUGAAGGAAGUUGAACUG
Guillardia theta CCMP2712 is the source of this 1688-nucleotide messenger RNA. RefSeq lists its product as hypothetical. The transcript is spliced from 3 exons. The record is from RefSeq and is a predicted model, not a curated record. Gene Ontology annotation, molecular function: protein binding. Bases 1 to 1674 code for a protein of 557 amino acids. NCBI's taxonomy places the organism in Eukaryota, Cryptophyceae, Pyrenomonadales, Geminigeraceae.